Messenger RNA from Oryzias melastigma (Indian medaka), 2959 nucleotides. RefSeq names its product V-set and transmembrane domain containing 4b (gene vstm4b). The record is from RefSeq and is a predicted model, not a curated record. The transcript is spliced from 8 exons. The coding region runs from base 835 to 1806 and encodes 323 amino acids. NCBI's taxonomy places the organism in Eukaryota, Metazoa, Chordata, Actinopteri, Beloniformes, Adrianichthyidae.
GUAAAAUUUGAAUGGAACCUUUUGCUCUGACUUCUUUUUUUAACACAAAUCCAAGCAUUUUUGGCUUUACAAGUAAUACAUUUUAUCAAAGAUUCCAACAAAUAUCGUCCUUUUUUUUAAAAGCAGCAAAACUAAAUCAGAGUUAUUCUUUUUUUCCUACCUUGAUGGUUUAAGUACAAAUAGAUAACCUUUUUCAAAACAAGUCUGGGCCAUUCUGCCUUAUUUAUAUUUGUCAAUGUUAUGCAUAACUAAGAAACACGACUUCCGCAUAACUCAAUAAAAUCCUGAAAAUAUCCCAUUCUGGUGUUUUCAAAAUGUCAAAGUUGACUCUUUGUGUGGGAAAAACUUCUGAACUUGUAUAAAAUCCAGUAAAGUACAACAAAAUAUCACCUCAAGCAACAAGAUAAACAUUUAUCGUGCACAUUUUUGUUUUUUAAUUAGAAACUAAAUCCUUGAGCAGAACCUAUAGAAGGUGACAGUGCAGCUCAUGUCCUGCAGGGGGCGUGCGUCCUGCAGGCCUGACCAUCGUGCACAGCUGGAAGAGUGAUUUUCAGGGCGGUAAACACACCCCUCCCCGGCCCCCAUCCUGCCCUGGGAAGGACGUUUCCCAUUCCCGGGCCAGAAGCAGAGGUGGCUGUGCUUGAGUCGGUGCUCACACAUUCUCACCUGUUGGUUCUUGUCUCUGCCAUCACCAAAUGUGCUGUUACUGUGCCAGAGGACAGAGGAGGGCCAGGGGGAGGUUCUGAGCAGAAACAGAGAGUCCAAUGUUUGGUUUUACAAUCCUCGGCCCAAAAGAAUAAAGACGAGGAUCCUUCCCCUCAGACGGACUGGAAAAUGAAGAACUCCUCUUUGGUCAUUGCUCUUCUGACACAAGCUCUUCUGGAAGAUUUGUGUUUGGCCAUCAACGCCACCAUCACGCCCUCCCCGUUUACGGUGGCCCAGGAGGGUCAGAACGUCACUCUCACUUGCGUCGUCUCCCAGCGCCGCCGCAAUUCAGCUCUGCCCGUGGUCAAGUGGACUUUUCUGCCGGCGGGGACAGAGCGGCCGGAGGACGAACUCCUCAUCGCCCGGGUCAACAUGAGGAAAGCCCGUUUCUAUGGCAACUACACCAAGAGCUUCACGUGGCCCAAGAUGAAGCUGACGGUGGUGAAGCACGGGAAGGUGUUCGAGCUGCUCAUCCUGAACGUGUCGGAGGACGACCGCGGCCUGUACCUGUGCCGGGUGCAGGAGUUUAGGAAGCACCAGGACCGCUGGAGGGCCGCGUCCAACUGCACGGCAGCGACUGAGCUCAGAGUCCAUGUUCUACCAGCCGCCAAGGAAAAAGAAAGUCUGUGGAGUUUGUUUGAAGACGUGUACCUGUGUGCGGUGCUGAUCUGCUCCAUAGGCCUGCUGUGCAUGUGCAUGUUCACCGUCACCAUAACCUGCCAGUUCAUUCAGAGGAAGCGGAGACUAAAAGACAGUUACCUGUUGAAAAGUCCUCACAACAGCUCCGGGGAGACGGUCACCAGUGAGGCCAACGUCUCACCUGCACUCCCUAAAAAGGAGAGGAGAUACAGGAAGAAAAGGAGCAAAGGCCUCCAGGAGGAGCUUCCACCAGAGAUACCUGCAAAAGCUCCCAUCAAAUCAAGCAAACCCAAACUUUUAAAACCUCAGCCAAGAAAAGUUUUGCUGUUUUAUGGAGUUUUUCCCCUCUUGCUUCCUGUCCCCCCGACUGCUCCCCUUUGUUCUCCAUGUGGGUCUGCAGCCGAGGAUCGUGGAGGAGAACCUGACGUACGCAGAGCUGGAGCUGAUAAAACCUCUUCCUGAGAUGAAGGCGGCGUGCAGCGGCACCGUCUACGCUCAGAUUCUGUUCAAGGAGCAGAAACUAUGAGAGCAAACCACUAACGGAGGAGGAUUUUCUUAUUUAUGUUGGGACUGCUUCGUCUCCAGAAGACUGACAAGGGAAAUGUAGCAAAAAUGUUUAUUUCAUUGAAGUGUUCCUCCUUUUUAGGAACAAAAACUUUUUUAAGUUCAGUAUUUUUGUGCCUAUAUUUGAAUUUAAGUUUAUUUAUCCCUGGUUGGCCUCAACGAAUGGCUUUCAUUAAUCUUUUUUAAAAAAAAAGAUGCCUCCAUCUACUUUCUUAAGUUGCUGUAUUUCUUUUGGGGUCAUGGGGUCACCAGUGCCUGUCCAGGUAUGAUGGGAUACAUACACCCUGACAGGCGCUAGUCCUUCACAAGGCAAAAAAAAUGCAGAUUCCUGUGUUAAAACUUAUAGUUUGGACUGUCUUUCACAUUUUAACGUUUUAUUUUUAUUUCUGGUUUUUAAUCAACAUAAUCCUCCAUUUUCCAUGGUUACUGUCUUCAGUUCAGGCUGCCGGGGUCCACCAGGGGGCGCUGACCUCUUUAGAGCUGAUCUAUGCUCAAACACAUUUCAUGUCUUUAUUGAAUAACAUUAGAUUACUCUAAAUAAUCUAUGCAACGAAGAGAGUAGAAAGGACAAUCUCGUAUCGGAUAUAUAGAAUAUAUAAUGAAGUUCAGUUACUAAAACUUUUAGGUUAUUGUGGUAAAAAAUGUGAACGUGUUCUGGUUUCAAUCAUAGAGAGUUCUAACAUCUAAUAUGGACCCUGAAGUGAUUUGAGUCUCUUCAACCAACCUCAACAUUGUCCAAAAACGGGCGGUACAAAAGAAAACUUUGACUGUAUAUGAGAACUGGAGUGAGUGAGUGUGACAUCAUCAGUAGAAAAUGAUUUAGUUCUGAAGUCGAUUCCACCAUACUGAUACGAUUGUUGAUGCCAGAUGACGUUAACAAGCUGGUCUACGUUUCUACGGAAACCACUCUCACCAAUCAGGAGUGAGCUUGUUGGAAGGCCACACCCCCAACACUUGAAAUCAGACAAUCAAAUGUUUUAAUGUUGGAUGUGUGGGCUCCAUUUACUUUAAUUGAGCCGUCUGAUUGGUCAGUAUUUAAUCUGAACUACAG